GCACUUGGGCGCGCUGAGCCUCCUACCUCCGCCCGCCGCACGCGUGACCUGGCCCCGCAGCCCCAGCGCCCGCGAGGGGACCGGCCCGGAGCACGCCGCUCCCGAGUUCCCGCACAGUUCCAGAUGAUCAGCGCUACCUGUGCCCUAGAGACCUGCUCUGCCUUCCUGCACGAGGUGGCCGGCCCUCAGCCUUCCCUAGGUCUCAGAGAGCCCUGGUAGGCAGCCCAUUCCAGAGCCUUUCCUCUGUUCCUGGGCCACUUCUCCAGGGCCAGCAGAAGCAGACACAGCCAGGAUGCCGAGGAACCAGGGCUUCUCCGACCCUGAGUACUCUGCUGAGUACUCCGCGGAGUACUCUGUCAGCCUGCCCUCAGACCCUGACCGCAGGGUGGGCCGGACCCAUGAAAUCUCUGUCCGGAACUCGGGCUCCUGCCUCUGCCUGCCUCGCUUCAUGCGGCUGACCUUCGUGCCCGAGUCCUUGGAGAACCUGUACCAGACCUACUUCAAAAGGCAGCGCCACGAGACCCUGCUGGUGUUGGUGGUCUUCGCAGCCCUCUUCGACUGCUACGUGGUGGUCAUGUGCGCCGUGGUCUUCUCCAGCAACAAACUGGCUCCCCUGGUGGUGGCCGGGGUCGGGCUGGUGUUGGACACCCUCCUCUUCGUGCUCUGCAAAAAGGGGCUCCUCCCUGACCGGGUUACCCGGAGAGUGGUGCCCUACCUGCUGUGGCUGCUGAUAACAGCCCAGGUCUUCUCCUACCUGGGCCUGAACUUCUCCGGCGCCCAUGCAGCCAGCGACACCGUGGGCUGGCAGGCCUUCUUUGUCUUCUCCUUCUUCAUCACGCUGCCCCUCAGCCUUAGCCCCAUCGUUGUCAUCUCUGUGGUCUCCUGUGGUGUGCACACGCUCGUCUUGGGGGUCACCGUGGCCCAGCAGCAGCAGAACGGGCUGAAGGGGAUGCAGUUGCUGAGGGAGAUCCUGGCCAACGUCUUCCUCUACCUGUGCGCCAUCGUCGUGGGCACCAUGUCCUACUACAUGGCGGACCGCAAGCACCGCAAGGCCUUCCUGGAGGCCCGCCAGUCACUGGAGGUGAAGAUGAACCUGGAGGAGCAGAGCCAGCAGCAGGAGAACCUCAUGCUUUCCAUCCUGCCCAAGCACGUGGCUGACGAGAUGCUAAAGGACAUGAAGAAGGACGAGAGCCAGAAGGACCAGCAGCAGUUCAACACCAUGUACAUGUACCGCCACGAGAAUGUCAGCAUCCUCUUUGCGGACAUCGUGGGCUUCACCCAGCUGUCGUCUGCCUGCAGCGCCCAGGAGCUCGUGAAGCUGCUCAACGAGCUCUUCGCCCGCUUCGACAAGCUGGCAGCCAAAUACCACCAGCUGCGGAUUAAGAUCCUGGGCGACUGUUACUACUGCAUCUGUGGCUUGCCGGACUACCGGGAGGACCACGCCGUCUGCUCCAUCCUCAUGGGGCUCGCCAUGGUGGAGGCCAUCUCGUACGUGCGGGAGAAGACGAAGACCGGGGUGGACAUGCGUGUGGGGGUGCACACGGGCACUGUGCUGGGGGGCGUCCUGGGCCAGAAGCGCUGGCAGUACGACGUGUGGUCCACCGACGUCACUGUGGCCAACAAGAUGGAGGCCGGCGGCAUCCCCGGGCGCGUGCACAUCUCCCAGAGCACCAUGGACUGCCUGAAAGGAGAGUUUGAUGUGGAGCCAGGUGAUGGGGGCAGCCGCUGUGAUUACCUAGAGGAGAAGGGCAUUGAAACCUACCUCAUCAUCGCGUCCAAGCCGGAGGUGAAGAAAACAGCCACCCAAAAUGGCCUCAAUGGCUCGGCCCUCCCAAAUGGAGCGCCAACUUCCUCAAAGCCCAGCUCCCCGGCCCUCAUUGAGACCAAGGAACCCAAUGGGAGUGUCCACACCAACGGUUCCACGUCAGAAGAGCCGGAAGAGCAGGACGCCCAGGCUGACAACCCCACAUUCCCCAACCCUCGCCGGAGGCUGCGCCUUCAGGAUCUGGCGGAUCGAGUGGUGGGUGCCUCUGAGGACGAGCACCAGCUCAACCAGCUGCUCAGCGAGGCGCUGCUGGAGCGCGAGUCUGCCCAGGUAGUGAAGAAGAGAAACACCUUCCUACUAUCCAUGCGGUUCAUGGACCCCGAGAUGGAGACCCGCUACUCUGUGGAGAAGGAAAAGCAGAGUGGGGCCGCCUUCAGCUGCUCCUGCGUUGUCCUGCUCUGUGCGGCCCUGGUGGAGAUACUCAUUGACCCCUGGCUAAUGACAAACUAUGUGACCUUUGUGGUUGGGGAAGUCUUGCUUCUGGUCCUGACAGUCUGCUCGCUGGCUGCCAUCUUUCCCCGGGCCUUUCCUAAGAAGCUCGUGGCCUUCUCAACAUGGAUUGACCGGACCCGCUGGGCCAGGAACACCUGGGCCAUGUUGGCCAUCUUCAUCCUGGUCAUGGCAAACGUCGUAGACAUGCUUAGCUGUCUCCAGUACUACACGGGACCCAACAACAGCACCACGGGGAUGGAGGUGGAGGAUGGCUGCAUGGAGAACCCCAAGUAUUACAACUAUGUUGCCGUGCUGUCCCUCAUUGCCACCAUCAUGCUGGUGCAGGUCAGCCACAUGGUGAAGCUCACGCUCAUGCUGCUCGUCACGGGUGCUGUGGCUGUCAUCAACAUCUAUGCCUGGCGCCCCAUCUUCGAUGAAUAUGACCACAAGCGUUUUCAGGAACAUGAAUUGGUUGCCUUAGAGAAGAUGCAAGUGUUCUCCACCCCUGGGCUCAAUGGCACUGACAGGCUCCCCCUGGUGCCUUCUAAGUACUCAAUGACAGUGAUGGUCUUCGUCAUGAUGCUGAGCUUUUACUACUUCUCCCGCCACGUGGAAAAACUGGCACGGACACUGUUCUUGUGGAAGAUUGAGGUCCAUGACCAGAAGGAACGAGUCUAUGAGAUGCGACGCUGGAACGAGGCCUUGGUCACUAACAUGUUGCCUGAGCAUGUGGCACGCCAUUUCCUGGGGUCCAAGAAGAGAGAUGAGGAGCUGUACAGCCAGUCUUAUGAUGAGAUUGGAGUCAUGUUUGCCUCCCUGCCCAACUUUGCUGACUUCUACACAGAGGAGAGCAUCAAUAAUGGUGGCAUUGAGUGUCUGCGCUUCCUCAAUGAGAUCAUCUCAGACUUUGACUCUCUCCUAGACAAUCCCAAAUUCCGGGUCAUCACCAAGAUCAAAACCAUUGGCAGCACCUAUAUGGCAGCUUCAGGAGUCACCCCAGAUGUCAACACCAACGGCUUUACCAGCUCCAACAAGGAGGAGAAGUCAGACAAAGAGCGCUGGCAGCACCUGGCUGAUCUGGCUGACUUUGCACUAGCCAUGAAGGAUACACUUACAAACAUCAACAACCAGUCCUUCAACAACUUCAUGCUGCGCAUAGGCAUGAACAAAGGCGGGGUACUGGCUGGGGUCAUUGGAGCCCGGAAACCACACUAUGACAUCUGGGGCAAUACAGUCAACGUAGCCAGCAGGAUGGAGUCCACAGGGGUCAUGGGCAACAUUCAGGUGGUGGAAGAAACACAAGUCAUUCUUCGAGAGUACGGCUUCCGCUUUGUGAGGCGAGGGCCCAUCUUUGUGAAAGGGAAGGGGGAGCUGCUCACCUUUUUCUUGAAGGGCCGUGACAAGCCAGCUGCCUUCCCUAACGGCUCCUCUGUUACACUGCCCCACCAGGUGGUAGACAACUCCUGAAUGGCCUCUAGCCCCACACUAGUCCAAAUGGGAAGGGAGAAUUUAUUUUUUGGAAUCAAAGAAAGGCCUUGGAAAACAACAAAACACCAAGUUCCAACAUUCCCAAAUUGUCGAAGUGCACACUCACAUAGACUUUAGGUUUAAAAAUCUCCUCAAGCCUUCAUUUGUUCGUGGAUCUGUGAGCUCUGAGGGUGGCCAUACUAUUCCUCAGUGUGCCUGUAGCUUCCCCAGAGAGUAGGGGUCUUAGGCAUAGUACUGGAACAAUCCUUCCAAAGCCCUAGUUCCAGCCAGCCCUUCUUCCCCAGAGAGGCCAUGGCCACUGUGAGCAGGAAUGUAUCAGAAGUGAAACAAAGCUGCCUUUGCCGCUGGGCUGGGAGCACAGGAGGGGAAGCUCUGCUUA
Diceros bicornis minor is the source of this 4124-nucleotide messenger RNA. It is a transcript of the gene ADCY3, whose product is annotated as adenylate cyclase 3. Lineage: Eukaryota; Metazoa; Chordata; Mammalia; Perissodactyla; Rhinocerotidae. Gene Ontology annotation, biological process: cAMP biosynthetic process; adenylate cyclase-activating G protein-coupled receptor signaling pathway; intracellular signal transduction. Bases 293 to 3724 code for a protein of 1143 amino acids. Gene Ontology annotation, molecular function: adenylate cyclase activity. The transcript is spliced from 22 exons. Gene Ontology annotation, cellular component: plasma membrane. The record is from RefSeq and is a predicted model, not a curated record.